AUGGAACAAAUUCUAUUUGAGAAUUGGAUGCCAAUGACAGUUGGACCUUUCAUCGGAUCUUGGUUUGCCAUAUUUGUUAUUGCAAUACUCUACGAAGGAUUAAAAACAUUUCGUGAAUAUCUUUUAAGACGAGAAGCGCGCAGAGAAUUUACAGAAACAGAAAAUCGACGAAAUGCAUUACUACAGAAUAGUGGAGGGGAUUAUGAACCUCCACUGAGUGAUCAAACGCCAACAAUCAAUAUAGAAAGGAGGGAGGGAGGCAAAGGUUCUGUGUCACCCUGUAGAUUAGAGCCUGAGGAGACAGGUAAAUUAAAAAAUCUUGCACAUACUACUACAACAUUCUGAAAAAUAUGCAAAAAGUUGUCAUUUUCUAAAAUGACUAUUUUUUAUCUCAGAUUUUUCACUUUUUCCGAUAAUAUGUUCAGAAAGCUUUUAGACCUUCCCAUGCCCGAGAUACUUUGUUUUUUUGAAAAGCUCGACACAGGGCGGUUAGAGCGAAAUUUCCGCGGUCGGGACUACUUGAAAAACUUUCUUCUCUUGAAUGGUGCUAGGAAAGCCAGCUAUCGAACGCUAUCACCCUCAUCCUUCCAAAAGUUUUAUUGGGCGACAAAAAGCAAUAUUCUUCGCUGUACGGAUAAUUUUGGCUCACUAAAAGAAACAAAAUGUUUUAGUUUUCACAGAACUAAAACCACGUUGAAUUUUAAACUGAUUCUUUUACAGAUAUAGUAGACAUGCCGUGAAACAGUUGCGUGGAAACCCCGUGCCGAAAUAUUGCCUCCUUAGAAAGUUAUGAUUCAUUUACUCCGAAACUACAUGGUGCACGGAUAAUUUUGGGCGCACCUGUAGUACUUUGUGGCUUAAAACGUUUCUCAGGAGAAAUAAAAAUUAAUUAUCAUCACAUGAAACUACUUGAAUACUCUCAUUCUAAGUCGACACGUGUGAAGUUAUAUUUGUUUUGAAUCAAACGAACUUAUUUGUUCAUAUUCUGUCUUUAAUUUUAGUGCCCGUUUAUUUAGCGCAGCACAUAUAAUUCAAAGUCUUUUGCACAUAGUCCAAAUGGCAAUUAGUUAUUUGCUGAUGUUAGUAGCCAUGACAUUCAAUGUUUAUUUGUUUCUGGCCAUUGUGGUUGGUUCGGGUGUUGGUCAUUUCUUAUUUGCGUGGAACCGGUCAUCAGUGAUUGAUCGUAAUGAACAUUGUCACUGAAGUGAAAGAAAAGAGCAGUACGUGUUUAUAUCUUGUUCAUAAACUUUUUCUGUGAUCUCUUUUUGCUAAAAUCAUGAUAUAAUGAUUCGUUUUGUCUGCAGUUCAUCUAAUAAUAGGUUAUUUUCUGGUUUACUCAUUAAGUUUAUACCAUGUACAUAGCUGUGAUUUGUCCAUUUAGUUAACUGAUAUCAAAACUGAAAUAUUGUUCAAAUUUUACGUUUUGUGAGUAUAUUAUGUGAUACGUAGAGUACGAAUAAAAAUAAUUGAAGUAGAGCUCCAUCAUGUCAAACUGCUAAAACGAACUAGUCGUUGGAUAAUGGUUGUAUAUUGGUUGACCCACUAUAGCAAACGAUAUGAACAAAUAUUCUCCUGUAAAAUAUCUUUACUUUAAAUUAGUUUUUUCUUUUUUACAUUCGAGUUCUAUUCUAAAUAGGGCGUCAAUAAUAACUUUGAUUUCAGGCGGUGAUUUCUAUCAAAUUUCAUAACUCUGCUCAAAGCCGUCUAUUUGAUUUGUUUUUCAUUUUGUUAUUAAUUACUCUGAAAUUAUUUUUUGUGUUUGGUGACAAAUAAGUAAAACCUGAUCAAACUUCUGUCUAGUAUUUUUUUAUUGAUGUUUCUCUUGUUUUUUGCAAUGAAAAAAAUAAUGCAUUUGUUUUAGUUUGCUGUUGGCGACCUCUUGCAGAUAAUCACUGGAUGCGUCUACCUUCUGGGACGUUUGGGGCAGAAUGCCUCAAACAAAAGUAGCUGGGACGCUUUUUUGUUGAAAAAAUUCAUUUUCUAGGUGGUGGACUGAAGGUUCGACCUUCUGAGGUGGUACAAAAGGCCU
Didymodactylos carnosus is the source of this 2029-nucleotide messenger RNA. Lineage: Eukaryota; Metazoa; Rotifera; Eurotatoria; Philodinida; Philodinidae. The record is from the annotation of a GenBank genome assembly.